AACACGCCCAGUGAUGACGUACGAGGAUGUUGCUGUGCAGAAACGUGCAGGCGAGCUGGUGUGAAAUGUGGAUAAUAUUUGUUUCUCUGCUCGUGAUGUGAAACAAGAAAAUUGUCUAUGAUGUCCUUGAUGAACAUGAACGUUUUCCCUCGGAUUGCUUUAAGGCCUGAAGUGCAGGAAUAUCUCCACAGUGUAUACACAAACAAACAACUGCUGACUGAGCUUGGGCAGGAGGAAGCUGAGCGAAUGUUUGAGUUUCUGCUUUCCUGUUUGUCUCACCCACCCUCACUCACCUGUCUGAGAGCCAGCACACACAUGUACAGCCUACAGGACAUUCAGUACAGACUGGAGCAACACCUCAUACAGCAACAAUUGAGCAGUUGUUAUGGCGACAGUGUUACUGCUCCCAUCCUCCAUCACCCACUGCUUCCAGAUGUGCUGCUGCUUCCAGUCAGCGGUCCUAGGGACGUGAGUGUGUUAAAUUCUGAAGUGGUCGUUGAUGCUCAGUGUGGCAGUGCUGUAUUGAGAGGUGCUCAUGUCUUUGCUCCUGGUGUCCUCAGUGCAUCUAAGUGUAUGAAGGCAGGUGAUGCAGUCUCAGUGUUCUCUGAUGUGGAGGGAAAGUGCACACGUGGAGCUAAAGAAUUCCAGGGGAAGAAGGUGUUUCUGGGUAAUGGAGUCUGCGCUAUGGACCGCGCUGAGAUAUUUUGUGCAGAGGGGCCGAUAAGGGGUUUGGCCAUCAGAAUGGUGGAAGCUCUCUACCAGAGUCCUUCUUUUGAUGGUGUACUCCCAAGUGAACUGUUUUUGCAGAACUUGCCAUCAGUAGUGGUGGGGCAUGUUUUGGGUCCUCGUCCAGGUGAGAGAAUUUUGGACAUGUGUGCAGCUCCUGGAGGGAAAACCACACACAUAGCAGCUCUCAUGGGGAAUCAGGGAGUGGUAGUGGCUCUGGAGAAGAUCAAAUCCAAAGUGGAGAAGAUCAGUCAGAAUGCCCAGACUCUGCAGUUGGACUGUAUUAAAGCAUACUGUUACAACAGCAUACAUGCCGUGAGCUCUGAUCUUACUCAGGAGUCUGAUACAGAUGGUCCUCCUUUCCAAGAAGAGAGUUUUGACCGGAUACUAUUAGACGCUCCCUGCAGUGGUUUGGGACAGAGACCCAACAUGGCCAUUAACUGGAGUCUCAAAGAAGUGUGUUCAUAUCCCCCUCUACAGAGAAAACUCUUCACUACGGCAGUGAGACUCUUGAAGAAGGGAGGUGUGUUAGUGUAUAGUACAUGUACUGUAACACUGGCUGAGAAUGAGGAACAGGUGGCCUGGGCACUGAAAACAUUUCCAUGUUUAACUCUCGAACCACAGGAGCCUCAUCUAGGUUCUGAGGGCAUGAUCGGAGCUGCACUGUCACGCGACCAACGGCACCUGCUGCAAAGGUUCCGCCCAGAAUUAGCAUGGGGUGACGUCAGCAGUGGUGACCCUUCGGAAAACCUCCUGCUAAAAGCCAGCACGGACACUAUAGGAUUCUUCAUAGCGAAGUUCAUCAAGAGAUAACAUACGUUGAAAAUGCACAUGCACUGCCGUCCUCAAACGCACCACCGUUUGCAGCCACAUGUGGACAAGCUAGGAAGACAGGGGGAGGACCUGCAGAGAGAAGCAAGUAGAGAAAUGAGUGGGAGGGGUGGAGGGUGAAGUAGGGAGGGUGAAUGUAUGGCAUGAAUGGCAGAAAAAGCAGCAGGAGAAAUGGAGGGUGGUGCCAUGUGCAUUUCUGCUUCUGUUACCAUGACAACAGUGACGACACAGCUGCUAUGGUGAUGGUGGGUUUUGCGGGCCCACUGGACUGUGAGGAAGCAGCGUGCAGGCAGAGGGGACAAGAAGGUGUCAACGCAAGCAGACAUACAGCUAAUUAGUGAUCAUUUACUGUAUUUCGGGUUAUUAGUAUGUUAAGAAUCUGUAUUGUAGAUCUGCAUUCUGUAUGAAUUGAAUGCUAGUUUAAGUCAGUUAAGUCAUUUUUUUUGUUUUGUUUUCUGUAAUAGAUCAGCUUUUUUAUCGGCAUUAAACAAAAAUGUAUCAU
Pygocentrus nattereri (red-bellied piranha) is the source of this 2059-nucleotide messenger RNA. It is a transcript of the gene nsun6, whose product is annotated as NOP2/Sun RNA methyltransferase 6. The record is from RefSeq and is a predicted model, not a curated record. The transcript is spliced from 12 exons. Gene Ontology annotation, molecular function: methyltransferase activity; RNA binding. Lineage: Eukaryota; Metazoa; Chordata; Actinopteri; Characiformes; Serrasalmidae. The coding region runs from base 118 to 1539 and encodes 473 amino acids. Gene Ontology annotation, biological process: RNA methylation.